Molecule: messenger RNA, 1632 nt
Organism: Linum trigynum
Lineage: Eukaryota; Viridiplantae; Streptophyta; Magnoliopsida; Malpighiales; Linaceae
Source: the annotation of a GenBank genome assembly
AUGGCGUCACUCCAAUUCCAAUUCACCCCACUGAGAACAACAUUCACCGGCGGCACCAACAACCCACCGCCGCCGCAGCCUUCCAUUCCCCACCGCCUCCACCGCGGCUCACCAAGAAUCUCCUGCCAGAAGGCCCAAUCCGAAUCCCAGCCCACCAAACCCAAAACCCAGCUCCCUCCAGGCCCAUCCAAGCUUCCCCUGAUCGGCAACCUACACAACCUCAUCGGCGCGCUCCCGCACCAAGCCCUCCGAAACCUCGCCGCCGAGUACGGCCCGCUGAUCCAUCUCCAGCUCGGCGAAAUCUCCGCCGCCGUCGUCUCCACCCCGGCGAUGGCCCAAGAAAUCAUGAAGACCCACGACCUCAAUUUCGCCGACCGGCCCCGCCUCCUCGCCUCCGAGAUCGCCACGUGGGGGAGCCAGGACAUCGCCUUCUCCCCUCACGGCGAGUACUGGAAGCAAAUGAAGCGAAUUUCUUUAACCGAGCUUCUGGGUCCGAGAAAGACACAAUCUUUCCGCGGGAUUCGAGAGGCAGAGGUCUCCGCCAUGAUCGCGUCGGUGAGGAAUUCGGCCGGCGAACCGGUCAAUUUAACCGAGAAGGUUCUCACCCUUACGAAUACGAUUACUUGCAAGACCGCGUUUGGGUACCAGUGUAUGGAUCAGGAGGAAUUCGUCGGGUUGAUGAACGGGGCGGUUCGGGCGGCGGCGGGGUUUAACAUCACCGAUUUGUACCCGUCUCUAGGGUUUCUUCAGGGGCUUACGGGGAUGAAAUCGGAGCUUUUGAGGAUCAGAGACGGGCUGGAUCGGAUCUUCGAUAAGAUCAUUAAGCAGCACGAGGAGAAGAGGGCUAAAGGGGAGGUGGAAUUGGAGGAUGAGGAUCUCAUGGAUGUUCUUCUCCGGCUUCAGGGGAGCGGCGGCUUGAAGUGUCCCAUCACUAGCACCAACAUUAAAGCCGUCCUUGUGGAUCUCUUCAUAGCUGGAACAGACACAUCAUCAACAACCGUGGAAUGGGCGAUGUCAGAAAUGGCGAAGAACCCACGAGUGAUGAAGAGGGCUCAAGCGGAGGUGCGAGAAGCCAUGAAAGGCAAAUCGAUAGUGACGGAAGCAGACAUUCAGAACCUGCCGUACUUGAGCUCGGUGAUCAAGGAAACGUUCAGGCUACAUCCUCCGGCGCCGCUCUUGCUUCCAAGGGAAAGCAAAGCAAACUGCGUGGUGGCCGGGUACGAGAUCCCAAAGAAGACGAAAGUGAUCGUGAAUGCUUGGGCGAUCGGGAGGGACCCGGGGACCUGGGAGGAUCCGGAAAGCUUCAUCCCCGAGAGGUUUGACGGAAGCGAGAUCGAUUUCAAAGGGAUGCAUUUCGAGUUGAUCCCGUUCGGAGCCGGAAGGAGGAUAUGUCCUGGAAUCGCUUUCGGGAUGGCGAAUGUCGAGCUCCCUGUAGCUCAGUUGCUCUACUAUUUUAACUGGGAGCUCCCGGAAGGGCUUGCCGUUGACGAUUUCGACAUGGAGGAGUCAUUUGCAGCCACCAUGGGAAGGAAGAAUCCUUUGUACUUGGUGCCGAGGGAAUUCAUUGUGCCUGAUGGUGAGCUGGCUGUUAAUGGAAGUUCUUCUGAUGUUUUGGAGGCUGCUGCAAAUUAA